GUUGCACAAAAUUGCGGCACGCCUUCGGACACUCUCUGGCCCAGAGCUCGAUGUCGAUGUCGCCAACUGUGGUCUUCAACAGAACCUUGCCCGACGUGGGCGGCUCCUGGAUGUAAAUAUUGCUCAUUAUUGAAGUCUGUUUUUGUUCCUAGCGAUGUGAGCAUAUCAGUGGGAGAAUAUAUCGAUGUUUUUGUGCGAUAAUUAUCGUGAGAUGUGUUUCUAGGCAACCGUUUUGCUUUUGAUUUUCGUAAUUGUUUUUGGAAAUAAUUAAGUUGAGAGAUAAUAUCUGAGUGAAUUAAGAAUGAAUUUUAACGACGACCCAUUGGCGGACCUGCUAAGUGACAACAGCUUGGACAACGACAACUUCUUUGAGACACCAGCUGGUGUUGGCCACAAGAAACCGCCGAAAAUCGCCAAAGCUAAAGGAAAACUGGAAGAUCUCUUUGGCAUACAAGAGGAAACGGAGGCGGACGUACAAAGCCCCGCCACGUCUGGCCAGGGCAACAAGGGCAAACCCACUGCCACGAGCACUCCGCGCAUCGUCAAACAGAAGCCUUCCCUCUCCCUCGACGACGACGCUGGCGAUGAUGACUUGGGCUUUGAUCCCAAGCGACCCAAAAGUGGAGGCACGAAGAAGAGUCUGUUUGAUGACCUGCUGGCCGUCGCCGAGCCCAAAAAGAACAUAUUCGAUGAGAUACUGAGCGGCGGUGGCGAUGCCGCAAAGCGUCCGGCCACUGCGAAGCCGUCCAUAUCCCGCCAGUCGACAGACACCACUACGGAAAACUCGCAGGCGCGGCCCAAGACCUCCACUGGGCGGCGCAGCUCCGCGCAAUCGGCCACUGUCAAUGCGGAUCCUCUGGGGCUGUUCGGCAGGGACACGAAUGCCACCGUUUCGGGCAUGUCCACGCCGGUGUCCAAGAAGCGGGGAACGACAGCAGACUGGCUGGGCUUGGAAGCCGCGGCAGCAUCCGUGGCAGCUGUGGAACAGGAGCGACCAUCCACACCAACGCCCAAUGUUCAGCAUCAGCAGCAGCCUGCCAAGGAAGCUCCUGCUGAAGCAACAGCGGCAGCUCACAAGAACACUGCAGACAUCCUGCGAAUGCCUGACCCCGACGAGCCGGAGCAGUACCUGUCGUCAGAGCUACCUCUGGCCCCAAUAGCUGCUGUCAAUCCGGCCACACAGAGCAUCCUCUUGCUGAACAGCCUGAACCUGGAAACGGGCUCCAAAUUCAAUGCACUGCAGCAGCAGGAGGGCCAGCUGGUUAUCGCAGCGCAAAUGAAGAGCCAGGAGCGAACAUUGAUGGAGAUGCAGCGACGACAGGAGGCACAGGACCGCAAGUUCCAGACUCUCAUUCAACAGCAACUGCAGCGCCAGCAGCAGAUGGAGGAGCACAUCAAGGGGCAGCAGGAGCGCAUCAGCAUGCACAUCCAGUUGUUGAUGGCUCAGCCCGCGCAUGUUCAGCCGCUAGAGGGGCUGCCUCCUGUCCCAAAGCCAGCGCUGGAUAAACAAGAGACGGAACAGAAAACAGCAAGCAUGGAGGAGCACAAGGAGCAAGAUCUGAUGCAGCAGCUCCAACUAGAGACGGAAUCCAAACGAAAUCUGCUGGAGAAGCUGCGCCUGGAGGAGCUGGUGGCCAACAUGAAGGUCAACUACGAGCAGGAAAUCGAAAUGAUCGAGUCCUCAUACAAGAAGCAGCUAAAAGUAUUAGAGGAGCACUUGGCCGCCGUCGAGGAGCGACUGAAGACGGACAACAGCGACUUGCGGCAGCACUUUGUCGACAAACUGGAGCAACAGAAGGCCGACUAUGUCGAGCAGAUGUCCACGCUGCGGCAGGAUCACGAGGAUGAGGUGCGAAAGCUACGCAACUCCCACGAAAUGGACAUCGAGGGCAUACGGCAGGCCAAGCUGGUGGAACUGUCGGCGGUGCAGGACCAUGGCAACUACUUGGAAACGCUUCGCCUUGCCUCGAGCAACCUGCAGGAACUGCGCGACGGGAUGAGCAACGGCCAGGACAGGGAACGAUUGCUGGAUGCUCGCGAACGGCGCUUGGCCGACCAGGAGCGUCGCCUGAAGAUGAACGAGGAAACGGCCGACGAGGAGCAGCGACGACUCAUGGAGCUGGUGGGCACGCUGGAGUUGCAGCUGGACCGCCUCUCCAAGGACUCGGCGGAGGAGAACUGGCAGCUGCGACAGCGCAUGGCCAGUCUGGACGCAGAGCGCAAGAGUCUCGAGCGCGAGAAGCAGUUCCACAGAGAGCAAAUGGAGCGCGACGAGAAGCGAGUCGAGGAGCUGAAGACCAUCCAGCUGGCGGAUACGGAGCGCCUGCACCUGGAACUGCAGCAGGAGCGCACCCAACUGGCCGUGGAGCGGCAGCAGCUGGAGAUGAAGCACAAACUGCAUGAUAAUGGCGGCAACCUCGACCAGGAUCGUCUAGAGGUGGAGGCUCAGCUAAAGGUGGCCCGGGAGGCCAUCAGGCGUGCGGACCAGGAGCGGGAUCGCUGCCACAAGCUGCAACGCGAGGUGGAGGCACGCAAGCGCCUUCUUGCUGAUAGGGAGAACGAUCUAAACAUCAAGGAGGAUGAGAUGGCGCAGUCCACGACUGCAUACCGCAUGGCCACCAGUCGAUCCCAGAUGGCAGAGCAGAAGGCACGCGAGGCGGAUCAACUGCUGCAGGCAAAGUUGCAGUUGCUGGGCAAGCGGCAUCACGAACUGAGCGAAAAGGAGGCGCAGUUGUCCCAGGAGCGUAUGCUCCUCGCCCAGGACCGCAUUGCGAUGCACAACCUGAAGAAGCAGAUCCUCCGCAGCAGAUGUGCCCUCUGCAAGAUGGGUUCGGAGAGCGCCGAGUUGGCCCUUCGUAUUGACCGGAAAUCGAAAAAUCCGACCAACAUGGAUCUUCAUCUGCCCCCCAUGCCGCUCAGCAAUGCCGAAUUCAUGCUCAAAAUGGAACCUGGCGAGGCACAGAGCGACAUUGUCGACCGAAUGUUGGACGAAAACAUUAAAGCCUCCUAUCGUAGGAUGUACAACGUGUCGGGUUCAGUAGACGAUGCUGAUUAUGCCGACUUGGCAGGUGGCCUCGACGACGAUUCCAAGGUGGCCAUGGAUAACGGCAAACUGAUGGAUCCGGAACUGGAAGCCUUGCUAUCGAAAUUCAAUCACGGAUUCGCACCUUGAUCCGUAUAUCUGAAGAAAUUUAAAUUAAUUAAUAAUAAUAAACAGUAU
Messenger RNA from Drosophila obscura, 3220 nucleotides. It is a transcript of the gene twy, whose product is annotated as trichohyalin. Bases 302 to 3172 code for a protein of 956 amino acids. Gene Ontology annotation, biological process: cilium assembly; establishment of epithelial cell polarity. Lineage: Eukaryota; Metazoa; Arthropoda; Insecta; Diptera; Drosophilidae. The record is from RefSeq and is a predicted model, not a curated record. Gene Ontology annotation, cellular component: centriole; ciliary basal body; ciliary transition fiber. The transcript has 3 exons.